This is a messenger RNA of Alternaria conjuncta, 1311 nucleotides long. RefSeq lists its product as uncharacterized. NCBI's taxonomy places the organism in Eukaryota, Fungi, Ascomycota, Dothideomycetes, Pleosporales, Pleosporaceae. The transcript is spliced from 3 exons. Bases 1 to 1311 code for a protein of 436 amino acids. The record is from RefSeq and is a predicted model, not a curated record.
AUGCCGGCAUUGAACCCCACUGGUUUCGAGAUAUCUUCUGCAUUGACGAUGGCGUCACUGCGGUGGAUGGGUGUGGCGCUAGCUGUGCAAGACUGGAGCCAGAGUAGUAUGGAUCCAGCAAAGCAAACCGUGGCUGCAGAGGGUGUUAGCAUGUUCAUGGAAGAGAUGGGCUCGCUCAUGGGUCGAACAUCCCCAGACGAGGAGGAUGACCACGACAAUCAUGACAAGAAAGAUGACUCAUGCGAUAUCUAUGUAGAGAGUAUGGAAGGAUAUGGUGGAAAUGCGGUCGACGGCGCAUACAACAGGUCGGAUAACCUCGACUCGGCAAUUUUGGCACAGCUCGACCACCCGGACAGUACUACAGAACAAGGCAUUGACACCUUCAUGCGUUCGAAAUUUGCUGAAGCGAAGCGUAAAUGGCAAAUGGAUAACAAAAAUCUGGUCUUUGUUCCUCAUGGGAGUAGUGUUGAGACGAUGUACGGCGUUUCAUCCGCUCUUUUCCGUACAUACGACCAUGAAAAGAUGGUCUUGGGACUAGUGGAUUUGUACGGAUGCACGUCUGUAUUAGUCGUGUCAAAGGCUGCAGUCUGGUGGUCCCACUUUUGGGAAAACCCUGUCUUUCUCACUUAUGUCAAUUGGAGAUACCCGGAGCAAGGGGUGUACAAUACCUGGGAUGAUCAUGUAGAUGAUGAGGAGGAAGGCGAACGGAGUGCCUUUCGGGCUGAUGUGCUCGACGUUCUGGAGUCAAGGAGCAACUGCUAUAUGAACGAGGAACCAAAGAGCUUUUUGGGGUUGGCAUGUCACGUCGACAAGGCCUUCGCGCAAGGCGAAGAGCCAAGAGUCAUUAUCAUCACGCCUGAGUCUGAAGACGGUUCAAAGCUAGAGUACCCGGAGCAUAUCAACGCCAUCCGAAGCGUCCUGAAGGACAGUGUCUUCAAAGACGUGGGUGAAUAUGAUGAUAACCAUGUGGUAGUUGUGGCAUACAACCGCGAACACGGUAAGGAUCAACACGCGAAACCGCCCCAUGAAGGAGGCGACCCAGAAAAGUAUUCAUGGUUGAAUGGCAAGUUCAUGCUACAGUUCGAUCCGCAGCAUGAGCCAGACAAGGCUGCAUUGGAAUUAUGGGCCGAACAGAGUUCGCAGCCCGUUUUCUCCACUCAAUGGGCAUCCCAUCAGACUCACCCUGGAACUCAACUGCGAAUACUCAACCCAACCAAGCUGGAACCGCUGUCCAGGCGACCCAACGGGGUCCCCAAAGUCUACGUCUGCAUCGCCGCUACCAUCGCUUACCACACCGUCUCCAACGCCUAG